AGAUUAUUAUUUGGGUUUAUUAAUUUUCGUCUGUUAUCGAAAGCCACUUAUGGUAGUCGAGUGUUUUAUUAAUUCUAUCCAAUAAGUCACUCAUACAUGUGAUUAACAUAUCGUUUGCCCUAGUUGAUAUGAAAUAUGAAUUACAACUUAUAUUACGUAACACUGUUGACGCGUUGUAAGCGGACGGAGUGCUACCGAGUACCGCGUCGUGCUGAGACGCGCGUAGACAGCCCUACCUCCCACUCCAGUCACAUUGCACCGCAAUUGACGGCUGCCGCAAUCGUUGAAACAUCUUACAUCCCGCCGCGUUAGUUUGUUCAACUCGCGAGAUACUAAAUAUCAUUUAUAAAUAAUCUAACCUUUUUUUAUUUCAAAUAUGUCGGACAAAGAGUAUAUUUUAGGAAUGGAUAUUGGUACGACUUCGGUAAAAGUUUGCGUCUACGAUCCACAUACGAAGGAGCUUGUAGCUAAACAGAGUAAGGAUACGGCUGCUAACAUUCCCAGUGAUUUAGGGAUCGAAGGGAACAAGCAGGACGUUCCGAAAAUAGUGUCCGCUGUUCAUUAUUGUGUCUCACGUUUACCACGAGAUGUUCUGAGACAUGUUAAAAAAAUUGGUGUUUGUGGACAAAUGCAUGGAGUUGUGCUAUGGAAAAAUGGAGCUUGGGAAAAGGUAGAAAAGGAGGGUGCCUUUAUAAGAUAUGAAGGUAACAGAGAAAAUAUGUCAGCGUUAUAUACAUGGCAAGAUACCAGAUGUAAGCCAGAGUUUUUGGAAACAUUACCAAAGCCCGAUUCACAUCUCCAAUGUUAUUCUGGUUAUGGCUGUGCCACUCUUCUCUGGAUGCUAAAGCAUAAGCCUGAAAAACUAAAGAAUUUCACGUAUUCAGCUACUGUACAAGAUUUUGUUGUGGCUAUGCUUUGUGAUCUUGAUGUCCCAAAAACAUCAGAUCAGAACGCUGCCAGCUGGGGUUACUUCAACACAGAAAAGAAUGAAUGGAAUAUUGAUAUACUGAAAUCUAUUGAUUUUCCUGUUAAUCUUCUGCCAAAAGUGAUAAGAAGUGGGGAAAUAGCGGGUACAUUAAGCUGUUGUUGGAAUGGAAUCCCAGAGGGUACUCCAGUGGGUGCAGCUAUGGGUGACCUUCAAUGUUCAAUACUUGCCACUCUUGAGAACGGACAAGAUGCUGUUCUAAACAUAUCUACCUCAGCUCAACUCGCCUUUGUUGUUGACCAAAUUAAAGAUUUAGGUUGUACAACUAUUGAGCACUUGCCAUAUUUUAAUAAUACAUAUCUAGUUGUUGCUGCAUCAUUAAAUGGGGGUAAUGUAUUGGCUACUUUUGUCAAAAUGUUACAACAAUGGAUGCUUGAAUUUGGAUUUCCAAUACCACAAUCUAAAGUAUGGGAAAAACUAAUUGCACUUGGCCUGGACGCAUCUGACGGCACUGAUAUGAAAAUAAGUCCACUUCUUUUAGGGGAAAGGCACUCACCAACUGCUAAAGCAGCUGUUGAAAAUAUUGAUCUUUCAAAUAUUCAACUCGGUCAUGUGUUUAGAUCUCUCUGUAAUAGUAUUAUUGAUAAUAUCCAUUGUAUGAUGCCAAAGAAAAUUCUAUUGGAUGCAAAUAUAAAAAGGAUAGUCGGCAAUGGUUCUGGACUAUCAAGAAAUGCUGUAUUACAAAGAGCUGUUGAGCAUAAUUACAGCUUGCCAUUAGAAUUUACUUCUGGAGGAGAUGCAGCCCGAGGAGCAGCUGUAGCUGUCCAAAAUGCAUCAUAAACAAUAGAGCAAAUUGUGUUUUAUUAUGUAAAUUGAUUUAUCCUUUUCAAUAAAUUAAAUAAAUCAGUUGUAUUGAA
This is a messenger RNA of Danaus plexippus (monarch butterfly), 1842 nucleotides long. RefSeq names its product sedoheptulokinase-like. The record is from RefSeq and is a predicted model, not a curated record. Gene Ontology annotation, biological process: carbohydrate metabolic process. The transcript has 2 exons. Gene Ontology annotation, molecular function: sedoheptulokinase activity. NCBI's taxonomy places the organism in Eukaryota, Metazoa, Arthropoda, Insecta, Lepidoptera, Nymphalidae. Bases 377 to 1765 code for a protein of 462 amino acids. Gene Ontology annotation, cellular component: cytosol.